UGACUAAAUGACAUGGUAGCCUCCAUGCGCAUAAUAUCUCAAUUGUAGACGCACAGACUGUCAUCCGGACACGCUUUUCUUGGUUUUGUGCUCGUGUUUUUGUAGAUAUGAGGUAUUUGCUCCGGCUGGGCCGCUCGGUCGCGCGCCUUCAUGUCCGUUUAUGUCACCAGAGUGUUUACAACAGCCACGCGCAUCCGCGCAGAGUGCUGGUGGACCUUGGCGAGAAGAAACUUGAGAUCUCUUCAGGGAGGUUUGCUAGAUUUGCUGAUGGAUCUGCUGUUGUGCAGUUGGGCGAAACCUCUGUGAUGGUGACUGCUGUGAGCAAAACCAAACCUUCUUCGUCUCAGUUCAUGCCUCUUGUGGUGGACUACAGACAGAAAGCAGCUGCUGCAGGUCGAAUCCCUACUAAUUAUUUGAGGCGAGAGCUUGGCACCACUGACAAUGAGAUCCUCACCAGCAGACUCAUAGACAGGUCGAUCAGACCCCUGUUCCCUCCUGGUUACUUUUAUGACACUCAGAUCCUUUGUAACCUGCUGGCAGUCGAUGGCAUCAAUAAUCCAGAUGUGCUGGCUGUUAAUGCAGCCUCUGCUGCCCUGGCCCUGUCCGACAUCCCCUGGGAUGGACCCAUAGGUGCUGUGCGUGUGGGAAUGGUAGACGGAGAGUUGCUGGUCAACCCAACUAGGACAGAAAUGAAUUCCAGCACUCUUAACAUGAUUGUUGCCGGAGCUCCCAGCAGUCAAGUGGUGAUGAUUGAGGCGUCAGCGGAGAACUUACUGCAGCAGGACUUCUGCCACGCCGUGAAGGUGGGAGUCAAACACACCCAGCAGAUCAUACUUGCCAUCCAGCAGCUGGUACGGGAACAGAAGGUCACCAAGCGCACCCCGGUCAAGGUCUUCUCAGUCCCGCCGAACAUGGUGGAACAUGUUCGGCAAUUAGCUUCUGAGAAGAUCUAUGCAGUUUUCACUGAUUACACUCUCGAUAAGAUUUCAAGAGAUGAAGCCAUCAACAAAGUUCGACUAGAAACAGAAGAGGACCUAAAAGAAAGAUUCCCUCAGGCCGAGUCCUUUGAAAUCAUUGAAUCCUUCAACACUGUGAACAAAGAAAUCUUCCGUAAUUUAGUGCUAAAUGAGUACAAGAGAUGUGAUGGGAGAGAGUUGACGGCUUUAAGGAACAUUUCUUGCGACGUCGACCUCUUUAAACCGCUGCACGGCUCCGCUCUCUUCCAGAGAGGACAAACACAGGUGCUGUGCAGCAUCACAUUUGAUUCUCUUGAAUCCAGUGUCAAGUCAGAUAUUAUCACCACAGCUCUGAGUGGCAUUAAAUCCAAAAAUUUCAUGCUUCAUUAUGAGUUCCCUCCGUAUGCAACCAAUGAGGUUGGGAGGACGGGCAGCAUGAACAGAAGGGAGCUUGGACAUGGGGCCCUGGCGGAGAAAGCUUUGAGACCAGUCAUUCCUAAAGACUUCCCCUUCACUAUCCGGGUCACUGCUGAGGUGCUGGAGUCAAACGGAUCCUCCUCAAUGGCUUCAGCAUGUGGAGGCAGCCUGGCUCUGAUGGAUGCAGGUGUGCCCAUCUCGUCUGCUGUGGCAGGUGUAGCAGUUGGUCUCAUCUCAAAGGCAAACCCAGAGAAACCUGCUGAGAUCCAAGACUACAGAUUACUAACUGAUAUUCUGGGAAUAGAGGAUUACCUCGGAGACAUGGACUUCAAAUUGGCAGGAACGCAAAAGGGCAUAACUGCGUUACAGGCUGAUGUGAAGAUCCCAGGUUUGCCUCUGAAGGUUGUCAUGGAGGCAAUCCAACAGGCCACAGUGGCAAAGAGGGAAAUCUUGGGCAUCAUGAACAAAUGCAGCGCAAAACCCAGAGAGACGAGGAAAGAGAACGGACCUAUUGUUGAAAAUGUGCGGGUGCCUGUUUCCAAACGAGCACGCUUUAUUGGUCCAGGCGGUUAUAACCUGCGCAGGGUACAAGCUGAAACCGGUGUGACAAUAAGUCAGGUGGACGAGGAGACUUUCUCUGUGUUCGCUCCAACACCGGGAGCCAUGAGCGAAGCCCAAGAGUUCAUCAGUGAAAUCUGCAAAGAUGAUCAAGAGCAGCAGCUGGAGUUUGGUGCGAUCUACACAGCCACCAUCACUGAGAUAAGGGACAUUGGUGUGAUGGUGAAACUUUAUCCCAACAUGAGUGCCGUCCUGCUGCACAACUCACAGCUGGACCACAAGCGGAUCAAGCAUCCAACUGCUUUGGGUUUAGAAGUGGGACAGCAGAUACAGGUCAAGUACUUUGGACGAGACCCGACAGACGGCAGAAUGAGACUUUCACGCAAGGUGCUCCAGUCUCCCGCUGCAACAGUCGUCAGGACAAUGAGUGAGAAACAGAGCAUCUCCAUGGGCUCAAACAGCCAGGCGACCAACACCGAUUUGUGACACAGAGACACGACAAAUCAACGUCUGGCUUUGCUUCCAAAAUGGGUUUAAACGGAGCAGAUUUUGUUACAAAGUUCUGUUGAGAAAUCUGCAAAGAGUUUUAGAGAGUCUGGAAAGAACUGCAGCUCAUCAAACACGGCGUCCAGCUGUGCUUCAGCAGAUGUGCACAAACUGAGAAGAAGGCUUAGAGAACACGGAGCAGGAGACACACAUUCAAAAACUGUAAAUGUUUUAUUUUUAAGUAUUCCCUUUUUAAUGGUGUCUCAUUUCCACAUUUGCCACCUCAGCAUGACGCAGUAAGAGGGUUUCCUUUCAGUUUCAUCCAAAUAUAGUCAUCAAGUGCAAAUUAACAACAGUUUUCUUAUUCAUGUGUGUGAUAUUACUGCCUCCUGUGGUGUGGGACUUCCAUAUUUGGAGUCAAGUGUGGCGGUGUGUCCUCUAAACUGCCAGGAUCAAGACACGGACAAAGAAAGCCAAGUGGGAGAAGUGUACUAUUAUUUUUUUUUUUAAAUAUUCCCUUUACGUCACAUUAUAUUUACAAUAUAUGGUCAUGUGUAAAUAAAACAACUGGUUGAUUUGUUUUGUUAAAAUUCCAGCAAAAUAAUAUCCAGAAACAAACACAUUCAGAUGGCAACAAAGAAAAGCACUGUGCAACAAAUAGAGGGUCAAUAUAAUCAUUCCAAACAGUAUAAAACCAGAUUUAACACGGGUUACAAGAUAGGAUGAAAGAAAUCAAUAUAAAAAAAAGAAUAACACAUUUAUUGAAAAUGAAUGAUCGGGGUAAAGAAAAUUGUUCUUAGUUUUACCUGAACCUGUGCUGCGACACAGUGACCAGGCAGCAGUCCACACUAUUUUAAGUUUGAAGGCAUCUUUCAGCCACGCUUGGCCUCUGUGUUUCACCACCUGUGAUCACAAGAAAUCACAAGUAGAAAGGCGGACUUUAUGCACAGCAGCUGUUUUUCCUGUCAUGAAAGCUCAACUGGGGACAUGCACGAGCACCUCAUCACCAAUUGUGCAUCCCAUGAAGACAGUUGUUUGAUAAGUGCAAGAUUCAGCAGGUGGACUCCUAAAUAAUGUAAAGAUGAAGAGACAGUUUACACUCAUGAGAUGAACAGACUCAGAAAACUGAGAAAUACCCAUGUUAGGAGCUGCUGUGUUACAGUCUGCCUGGAUCUGAUGCCACAUUAUGUAAUAGACUAGAAAUCUUUAAUUAACUAAGAAGGUAAAUAAUUGACCUUUGGCUGAAUUCGUAGUUACAAUUCCGACUCUCAACUCUAACCUUGUGGCAGAAAUAUGCACCAAAUUAAGAUGUAAUCUCCAUUUGGUGACAAUAGAGACAAUCUUGAUACAAUGAACUGAAUUCUGUGAAUGAAUACGUUCCUCCAUGUGACAUAUGUUCAAAGAGCAGAAGGAGUCCUCCGAUACUGUCCAUCACUGUCGGAGCAUUAUUAGUUUGUACUGUAAGAACUGUCCUGCUUCGGGGUUUGGAAAGUACUGUGCUUACUGCAGAAAUAGGUGUCAUUUUCUAGACUGGUGGACAUUUGGGAUUCUUAAUAUCUGUACUAAUAAACUGAG
Molecule: messenger RNA, 3992 nt
Organism: Plectropomus leopardus (leopard coralgrouper)
Lineage: Eukaryota; Metazoa; Chordata; Actinopteri; Perciformes; Serranidae
Gene: pnpt1
Product: polyribonucleotide nucleotidyltransferase 1
Biological process (GO): mitochondrial RNA 3'-end processing; mitochondrial mRNA catabolic process
Cellular component (GO): mitochondrion; cytosol
Molecular function (GO): RNA binding; polyribonucleotide nucleotidyltransferase activity; 3'-5'-RNA exonuclease activity
Source: RefSeq, a predicted model, not a curated record